This is a messenger RNA of Acanthisitta chloris (rifleman), 816 nucleotides long. RefSeq names its product bone morphogenetic protein 4 (gene BMP4). The annotation marks the transcript as partial. Gene Ontology annotation, biological process: negative regulation of transcription by RNA polymerase II; negative regulation of apoptotic process; SMAD protein signal transduction. NCBI's taxonomy places the organism in Eukaryota, Metazoa, Chordata, Aves, Passeriformes, Acanthisittidae. Gene Ontology annotation, molecular function: growth factor activity; cytokine activity; BMP receptor binding. The transcript has a single exon. The record is from RefSeq and is a predicted model, not a curated record. Gene Ontology annotation, cellular component: extracellular region.
CUGGUGGACACGCGGCUGGUGCACCACAACGUGACGCGCUGGAAGACCUUUGAUGUGAGCCCGGCUGUGAUCCGGUGGACCAAGGACAAGCAGCCGAACCACGGGCUGGUGAUCGAGGUGACCCACCUCCACCAGGCACAGACUCAUCAGGGCAAACACGUCAGGAUUAGCCGAUCUUUACCUCAAGGGCGCGGGGACUGGGCGCAGCUCAGGCCGCUCCUGGUCACUUUUGGGCACGACGGGCGAGGCCACGCGCUGACCCGCAGAGCCCGGCGGAGCCCCAAGCACCAGCGUUCCCGCAAGAACACCCAAAAGAACAAAAAAACGUGCCGCCGCCAUGCCCUCUAUGUGGAUUUCAGCGACGUGGGCUGGAACGACUGGAUCGUGGCACCCCCGGGGUACCAGGCGUUUUACUGCCACGGGGACUGCCCCUUCCCUCUGGCCGACCACCUCAACUCCACCAACCACGCCAUCGUGCAGACGCUGGUGAACUCGGUGAACUCCAGCAUUCCCAAGGCCUGCUGCGUGCCCACGGAGCUCAGCGCCAUCUCCAUGCUCUACCUGGAUGAGUAUGACAAGGUGGUCCUGAAAAACUACCAGGAGAUGGUGGUGGAGGGGUGCGGGUGCCGCUGACCCCCUUCCCUCUCCUCCCCUUCUCUCUCCCUCCCGUCCCACCCCAGAACUGCUUGCUAUAGCUGGACUCUUCUCUAAACUAAACGUUCACCUUGACCUUAUUUAUGACUUUAUGUGCAAAUGUUUUUGACAAUAAUGAUCAUAUAUUUUGACAAAAUAUAUUUAUAACUACAUAUUAAAAGA